Messenger RNA from Zingiber officinale, 3696 nucleotides. RefSeq names its product protein ENHANCED DOWNY MILDEW 2-like. The record is from RefSeq and is a predicted model, not a curated record. The transcript has 16 exons. Bases 127 to 2376 code for a protein of 749 amino acids. NCBI's taxonomy places the organism in Eukaryota, Viridiplantae, Streptophyta, Magnoliopsida, Zingiberales, Zingiberaceae.
GUCUACUGUAUAAAAGGAAUGAAUUUGCUCGUCGCCGAUUUCUGGAGCAGUUCGCGCCUCGCCGAGGUUUCCCGCUGAUUGCUGCGUCGCCUAAUCUGCUUCCUCGGGUUACAGUUGCUGUGGAUAAUGUUGUCUCUUGAAGACUCCGAUGAUGAGGAGGUUGCCCCGCAAUCCGUUGCAAAUUACUAUUUUGUAGAUGACGAUGAGUCACCUAUUUCGUUCUCAGUUUUACCUCUCCAUUUCGAUGACGGGCAGAAGCAGGAUGUUGCGGACAAUGCCGUUUUCUUGCAUGGAACAACUGAUGGUGGCUUUCAGAAAGUCUACAAACGAGUUAUUGGCUGGAAGCUGGUAUUUGAAGAUGUGGAACCCAAGAUUAUGGCCCUUUCCAAAGACAAAAAGUGGAUAAGUCUUGUGAAACCUAGAAACAGUUAUUAUGAGGACACCAUUAGGACAAUAAUGAUCACUGUGCAUUUGCUUCAUUUUCUGAGGAAAAAACCACAAGCUACAAAAAGGAGCCUUCGGAAACAUUUACGCACUGUUUUCAGCACAUUUGAUGUUAGACCUUCUCACAAUGAUGUCAGGGAACAUGUUUUUCUAAUGAAACUAUUUAGUGCGAGGGAUGAAACUUUAGCACAUUCAGAGUUGUUUCAAGGGUUCAUCAUGGACAAGCCGAGGAAAAGGUUUAGUGAGGAUGAUCAAGAUGCUUCUGAUGUGAAGCAAUCGUUUAUUGUUGAUGAUGAUGAGGAUGAAGGCCCAAGAGAGGUGGAUGAAGGUCCAAGAGAUGAUGCUGUGAAUGAAGAACAAGAUGAUAACUCUGAUUUAUGUGAUUCAGUCUGCGCAAUUUGUGACGAUGGUGGUAACAUUUUGUGUUGUGAUGGACCUUGUUUGCGUUCCUUUCAUGCCUACAAGUCAGCUGGAAAAGAUUCAUUGUGUAGAUCUCUCGGCUUCGCAACGGCAGCAGAUGUUGAGUUGAUUCAGAACUUCUUAUGCAACAACUGCAUAUAUAAGCAGCAUCAAUGCUUUUGCUGUGGCAAACUAGGCUCAUCUGACAAGACAAAUGGUGCCGAGGUAUAUGCUUGUGUUUCUGCAACAUGCGGUCACUUUUACCACCCAAAGUGUGUUGCAGAAUGGGUUUUUCCUCAUAGUGAAAGUGAAGCCUCUGAGUUUCGAACAAAAAUAAUAGCUGGGGAGUCCUUUACAUGCCCUGUUCACAAGUGUGUUGUUUGCAAACAAGGAGAAAACAAGGAGGUUAAAGAUUUGCGAUUUGCAAUGUGCAGAAGAUGUCCGAAAUCUUAUCACAGAAAGUGCUUGCCAAGGGAGAUAGCAUUCAAAAACAAUGAAGGUAUCGAACAAAGGGCUUGGGAUGAUCUUCAUCCUAAUCGAAUCUUGAUAUUUUGCCUAAAACACCACAUCAAGGAAGGACUGGGAACUCCAAUUAGAAAUCAUAUUAUAUUUCCUCAAAAUCCAGAGACUGAAAAACGUUUAGAUUUGCCAAAAAGAAAAGUUAAAGCAUCGGCAGAAAAGAAAAGUAUCAUUUCUAGUGAGUUGACAAAAAACCAGGUAACUUUAAAGCCAGUCAAAGUGGCUAGUUCAGAGGGAAAUCGCUCCAAGGAAAAAGUUGCAAGGAUAGUUGUUUCUCAGAAGAAAGAGCAGGAAUCAAUUGCCAGUCCCCGGCAUGAACGGGGCAAAUAUGAGAAAAUUAUUGCAGGCUGUAAGAUUCCUGUAGAAGAGUCAAAGCGCAUAGCACCGGCCCCUUCUUCCAUAGUUGCAAAAAGACCAAGUUCAUUCCCUAGUAUAGAUAAUGAAGCAAAAGCACGGGCUUCAGAGAUAUUCAAACAGGUUUCAGCUUCUUUAAGCUUGGAAGAUAUAAUUAGAAAAUAUCCAAGGCCAUCUACUCAUUCAUAUGGCAGUGGUACAAGACACAAUAUUGAUAAGAGCAUUACACUAGGCAAGGUUGAGGGUUCUGUUGAGCCUAUUCGAACAGUAUUACAAAAGUUGGAGAAAGGAGGUUCUGUGGAGGAUGCUAAAGCUAUAUGUGAACCUGAGAUACUAAGGCAGAUGAUCAAAUGGAGGGAAAGGCUUAGAGUUUAUCUUGCACCUUUUCUCCAUGGAAUGCGCUAUACAUCUUUUGGCCGUCAUUUCACAAAUGUAGACAAGCUUAAACAGAUUGUAGAUAAAAUGCAGUGGUAUGUUCAGGAUGGUGAUACGAUGGUUGAUUUCUGCUGUGGUGCUAAUGAUUUCAGCAUUUUAAUGAAAGAAAAGCUUGAUUCUGCUGGAAAGAAAUGCAAUUUCAAGAACUAUGAUAUCAUACAACCGAAGGCAUGGCAUUUCAUGUUUGAUUCGCCAAAUCUCAAAGAUUUUCAGAGACUUAUUUGAGAAACCUCUGCUUUCAUAAACUAUAGUAGUUAUGGGUCCUAAAUAUAUCUUUGCUUGGCUACGUGUGCUGGGCCAAUUUUACUCUUAAGUGAUUUUGUUCUCUUUUUGUUAAAUGUUGUAUAUCCUGCAUUUUCAUUUUUUAGUUAAAUAACAUUCAUCAAUUUUAAUGUUUGUUUCAUGCAGCAAGUUAUUUGUAAGCUGGGCAAAAGGUAAUGUAGCUUGAGAAAUUGUUUUGGCAUAGGUCUAGUUAGCACUACACACAACUAGACUAGGUUUAAAGUCAGGUUUUAUUGUGCAAUCCCAAGAUGGAGAAAUCCAUGGAAUGCAUCUUACAAAAAUAGAUAGAUUUUCUUAUUUGCCUACCCUUGCAUGUGCACAUGCUGUGUGUUGGUAAUUGCCUUUUGUAGUGCUGAUGGAGAAAUAAUUUUCUUUUUAGGAUAUAACAGGCGUACCAUUCUAAUGUGACAGCUUAUAUGUCACAUUAGAAAUAUAGAAGUCUCUCAGUAGCUUACUAUAAUCUAUCAGAAUAAGAAAGUGAAAUUUAACCUUCAGACUUACUAUGCAUAAUAAUAAAGAAACUAUGUUAGACCCAACCAGCCAACCAGUUGGGUCUGUUAACAUCAGAACUUACUGAAUUGUGAUGAACUAGAAAGAAUGUAUGGUUCAUUGAGAAUCAUUAUUCUGUUCUUCAGAAUUUAUGGUUCAUUGAGCUAUGUUGAUCAAUUUGAACUUCUUUGCACCUAUAAUAUGUUCUGAGGCGGAAAAGAUAAUGAGAAAAUAAGGACAGGGAGGAUGCAGUGAUUGAUAGAAAAUUUUCAUAAUCUAAUUGAUCACAAUUAGGAUUCUUUUACCUUGUGCAAAAUUCCAGCAUACAUUGGUUUCUAGUUUGGAGUAACAUUUAGAAUUGUGCUGCUGCCCAUUCUAAACCUUGGUGACCUCAAAGUUGUUCCGGCAUUUGUUUGAUUUGCUUGCACCGAGUCAUGGAAAAAAGCUCUUUGCUUGGAGAGAGGAGAAUGUUUUUGCAAUUUGACGAAACUAGUUUAGAUUGAAUGCAAUUUAAAAAUGCCCUGUUUGGAUUAAUUUGGUUAGGAAUGGCUACAGAAACACUUUUCAAGUCAAUAUUACAAAAGUAGAUUCUUCUCUUUCAUUUUCUUUAUGUAGUGGAAUCGUUUGCCUACUUGAAUAUCUAUUCGUAUAAAUAUGGAUGUACGACACUGCUAUGUUUAGUUUCUUGUACGACUUACCAAUGAUGUUUGUUUUUCACAGAAUGAUUUCAAUUUUGAAAGAAGAGACUGGAUGACUGUGAAACCACAUGAAUUG